CUCCCGAGCCCCGCUCGCUCCUCCCCGCAGCGCAACGCAGCGCUCCGCACAGCCCCGCACCGCCGCCUCCAAUCCUCUGCGCCGGAGAAGGAAGAGCCUAAGGACUCCAGUGAGAGAAGAAUGGCUGUGAAUUUAGAAGACGCUCCGUGGAUGGGCUUUAUGUUUCUGAAAGCUAUCCUGAGAUUUGCCUUCAUGGUCCUCAAUAACCUGGCUGCUAUUCCAUCGUAUGUCUUCUAUAUGAUAUUACUGCAGCCUCUCCGACUGGUAGACAGGAAACGUUUCUGGUAUAUCGAAGGAGUCAUGUAUAAAUGGCUUUUGGCAAUGGUGGCUUCCUGGGGAUGGUGUGCUGGAUAUACAGUAAUGGAGUGGGGUGAAGAUGUUAAGGCAAUUUCUGAUGAUGAAGCUGUGAUGCUGGUGAACCAUCAGGCAACGGGAGACGUGUGCACACUAAUGAUGUGCCUACAAGACAAAGGCAUGGUUGUUGCUCAAAUGAUGUGGGUGAUGGAUCAUAUCUUUAAGUACACAAAUUUUGGUGUUGUUUCUCUAAUUCAUGGAGACUUCUUCAUACGACAGGGAAAAUCUCACCGUGAUCAACAGCUUCUUAUUCUCAAGAAUCACCUGGAAAAAUAUUACAGGAGCCGAGAUCGAAAGUGGAUUGUACUGUUUCCAGAAGGUGGCUUUCUCAGAAAGAGGAGGGAAACAAGUCAGGCAUUUGCCAAGAAAAACAAUUUGCCAUUCCUUACACAUGUCACUCUGCCAAGGCUUGGAGCAACACAAAUGAUUCUGAAUGCGCUCACUGCUCAACAGGAAAACGGAACCCCUGCAGCUGGAGAUGCUAGGGUGCCAGAGAGCAAAACAAAAGGCCUCCAGUGGGUAAUAGAUACAACCAUAGCUUAUCCCAAAGCUGAGCCAAUAGACAUUCAAACCUGGAUUCUUGGCUACAGAAGACCAACAGUCACACAUGUACAUUACAGGGUUUUUCCUGUUAAAGAUAUCCCUUUGGAGAGUGAAGCCCUUGCUAAUUGGCUCUAUCAACGGUUCAUUGAAAAGGAGAAACUCUUAUCACAUUUCUAUGAAACAGGCGCUUUUCCUCCCCUGGAGGGCCAGAAGCAAGCCAUUUCCAGGGAGAUGUCCCUCAACAAUGUGUGGCUAAUUUUCAUACAGUCCUUUGCAUUUUUGUCAGGCUAUAUGUGGUACAACAUCCUUCAGUAUUUUUAUCAUUACCUAUUUUAGAAGUUGAAUGGGACCUGAGGACACAUGAGGAUCCAGGUUUUUGGCAAGUGUGCAUUAUAUUACAUGUGCAAGUGAGAAUAUACAAAAGGUAAAGGAAACUGAUGGACAGAUUGAUUUUUUAUCUCUCCCUGAGAUUUUAAAACUACUAAAAGUGAGGAUCAGUAAUAUAAUGACCUGCUAAUGUAUUUUAAGAACUUUCCAUGUUUUAAAAAGGUAUAUUCCACCAUAUACAUCUAAGCAAAUUCAGCAUUUGCGGAAGAGGACAUUGUAAACAUCAUUCUGGACGACUCUCUGAGGUCAUCUCUGUUGCCGGUGGUUAUUCUUGACAUUGUCGUUAAACCUCAGAAAGUUCUCCUAGAUUCAGUAGUAGCCUGUACAACAGCAGUGUUCUAGAAAUCCCUCAUUUCCUCAAACUCAAGUAGUGGUGCCACUGACAGUGCUGGGAACAGCUGACCAUAUUUCUUCAGCACUGCUUCCCCAUCAUCAGAUGCUAGAACAAAACACCAUUCCUAAAGACUCAAGUGAGCUUCAGUGUCAGACUUUCUCUGGGAGGAGGGGGGGGGGGAAGAUGGGACAAAAAACAGUACUCAUCAAGGCACUAUAGCACUAGAAUGUGUUCAAUCCUACACUGACUAGCUCAGUCUGAAUCUUCGUGGUUUAUCAUCCAACAUCAUGUUUACAUGUGCUAGUGCUUUCCCUUAUCUGAGGGGGUAGAAAAAUGUCUAGUCACUUGAUUGCUCAUUGUUUAGAAUGCUUUUCAUAGUUGGAUAAUUGUCUUUUGCAAAUUGCACUUUUAGGGAUGCAAGUACAGUGAUGGAAAAGUUCAGAGCUUGAACUCAAUUUAAGUUUAAUCUGCAGUAACUGGGCUUCUCGAGAGGCUGUAGCUGGCAGAAGGUUUAUUACAGUGCUGAAGCUGUUUGGUACUGUGAUACCCCAGCUACAACACCCCUCCCUGCUAUGACAGUUCUUUAGCUCAGAGGCCUUUUUUUUUUUCAUUUUGAUGAGCUUGUAUUAAAUACAUUUGGGAAUGGUUGAAACAAAUUAAAUGCCAAACAUCUGUGUAGGGGGGAAAUAGUUGCUUAUUAGAAGGUAGAGCGAGUGAGGGACUGGCCUAAAAUGUUAGGAAGCUGUUCCGUGUUCUGUGGCAAGGUACAAGCACAGAGGCCUGGCUGGCUACCUGUGUACGCUGCACCACUUAUUCUAUCACGAAGCCCAAAACUAGCUGCCAGUCUUAGAGGAAAGCUAACCAAGAGGAAGGCUGGCACCAAAAAAGCUUUCCAACAUCUUUUUGUCUAAACACUUUUGAAGAAGAGAUACCUGGUUCUUAUUCCCAGAAGGCUUUUUUUUUUAACAUACUUUUUUCGGAAGGUAGAGGCAUUGUGCUUUGUGUGACUUACUUUGAGAUAAAAACAACCCGGAAUCAGUACAGAACAAUGCACUCUGGCUGAGUUUCUUUUUUUGUUUGUUUAGGAUUGUAAAAUUACCAUCAAGAAAUUUGUGCUGUUAACGUUUCAGACUUUCCUAUUCUCCGUCACACAAAUACCAAUUUGAUGAACAGCCUCUAAACUAAAGUGUGUGUGUUUUCCAUCUAAGAUAAACCAAAAACUGGAAAGAUAUGUUUAUCUUCUCCUGAUUUUGUGGGGAAAAGCUAAAUAAGGAACACCAAAAAUUGCCCCCACAUGGUCAUCCUUUAAGGUAACAGUAUGAAUUUUAGUAGGAUAUUGCAUUACCUGAAAUACCUCAUUGACUGUUAUAAUACCACUACUGGUGAAAUGCAGAAGACAGUGUUGCUGUGUUUAGUUCAAUGCAAGAUGUAUUUUAAAUCCAGCUUUAUGUCUUGGACUCAUACCCCACACCAGUGUAAGAAAGACAUUUCUUGGCUUUAGGAUGGGGAGUGAACAGAGGACAGAGUGAGGUGAUCCUGUUCAUGACAGCCAGCCAACUAUAUUAAAGUACCACAGAAAUUGCCCGUUUGUCUCAGGGUCAGCUAUUCCAAACAUGGUCCUACAAAAGCAGACUUAAUCCUUUCAUGUGGAGCAAGGUGCAAUGUGAGGGGCUCCCUCUGGGUCCUCCUCAGUGGGGUAGCUGGGACGAUUUUGAUCGAUUCCUAGGUCCUAACAGGUGACUUCUGCAUGAAAUGGAAAGGAUGGCCACAAAGGGAAAUGUGUACUGUUAACUGGACUGCACAUCCAACAAACUCCAUCCUGGAAUCUAUUGCUUCCCAAGUACAGUGUGUUGUUUCCAGGGAGUAAAACAUGCAAACAGCUCUGCUGGUUAAUUAGACGGUGGCAUGAGCAAUAUAAAGACAGAUAACCAAUCUCCCCUUUUUGAUGAUAUCCCCUACCUGGACUCCUAUUUUUGCAAAGUCUUCUUGUUUGGAAGCACCAUUGUUGUUCAGUGGAGAGCGUUCUCCUGCCCACAGCAGAAGGUGGAGAGGAUGUGUUUUUAUGCAGGCAGCUGGGUGAGCGACAGACUUCUACUUUGAGGACUCAGAAUAAAAACUCAUAUGACAGCCAAAGUGAGGAAAUACAUGGUCUUGGGAAAGCCUAUGCAAUGUAAAAGAGGUGAAUAAAGUGAAUAUGCUGCUAGUUUAGUAAGAUUGGAGUUUCUCAUUUACCUUGUAAAACAGAUUCCUCCCAGUACCUACUUUGCCAGCAGAGGUUCCCUGUGCUUAGUGCUAGAAUUACAGUCCACGAUGUCAAAGGCUACUGCUCUGAGGAAAGUCAAACCAGUCAAAAAUCAAUUCAGUAAAUAUAAAGGUGAGCUAGCCUCUCGAGGAUACUGCGACCCUCACUUGGAAGGUGCUUUGGAUGCACAAGAGUUGUGAAAGAAGCUAGAAGCCAGUGGAGUCUGGAAGCACUUGCAGAAAAGUAAUGAUAGAGUUGGAGGAGUAAAUAAGCAAUUUCUGUUAGUAUUGGAAAUCUAGAUAGUGUAAAAUAUGUUUUAAUUUUAAAAAGUACAUUUGUGUUCUCUCUGUCCUGUGAUAGGAUAAAAGUUCCAUAAUCCUGUCUUUACCACACAGCCAGCUCUCCACUAUCUGCUGAUCUAGUAGGUGGGGAUUUAGAGAGCGUGGAUCGUUGAAAUCCUCAAGGAAACCUAAAAAUCGUAUUUGAACCCAAAAGUUCAAUCUUUUUUCCCACCAAAUACUUUGCCAGAGCUGCUAACAAGGAAUGCAAUGGAUUGCUUUAAGUUUCAUCUCCCUUGCUAUAACCACCCCUGCCCACCACGAUCCAACAGUGAAUGGCCAAAAAGUAGGGAGCUGUGGAGAAAAAGCCACAAGCUGGAAAAUCAGCCUUGGGUCAUCGAGAGUUAACUAUAUUAAAAUCGUUCACAAACUGUUUUACUGAAUUGAAACCUUGAAUCACCAAAUGUAGAUGUAUAUGGUACAUUGCUCUAGUAAUUGCUUACCUUUACAAAUGCCAUUAUUACUUAAUUCUGCUUGUCAUGAAUAUUAAUUCUACCUACUCAUUGUGGAUUUUCCUUCUGACUUUUUGGACAAUCUCUCCACUGAAAACUUAUGUAAAAUUUAGGCAAAGUUGAGGUAAGUGCUUUUCAGUAGUAGGAAAGUUUUUUGCUGAAUUUAUGAUGUUUUUAUUUGCACUCUAAAUAGGAAAAUCAGUUGUCGUUACCAUUUUGUUGUUAAUUACUUUGACUGUGGAAUUACCAUUAUGCAAAUAUUCAAAAAUUUGGGUUCACACAGCAGUUUUUUAUUACCAUGCAUGGCUAUCACUUGGACUAUCAUAAAAUAAGGAAAAGCCCAAUAUUUUGGUUGGGUUUACAUAGGAAAAAUAAAAUAUUUGGGACCAAAACCACCUAAAUUGGGGAUUUCUAGAUCACAAAGAGGCUGGAGGGGGGAGUUGUGGUUUUUUGGGGGGUUUUUUGUUUUUUUUUGGACUAGUUAUGGAUUCUGCUUUGGCUGUUAUGCACUCACCCCCAACAAUUAGAAGCUGGGCCCUGAGACUAAGCUAAGGGUGAUGUACUAUUGGGGCUAGGUGACACAGUCAAAUGGAAGAUACAAUGUGGAAUUUUUGCAAAAUUGCAUAUUUGUGGGUUUUUACAUUUAAUAUUUUUUUAAAAAUUUAGAGCAAAAUUUAAAAACUUGUAUUCUAGUUGCAAAGUAUGCAUACAUAUAUUUUGAAUGGCUUUAUUUUUAUUGUGUAAAACUGUUGAACACAUAACUGUGAUGCACCAAUUCUUUACAUAUAAGGAGUCUGCAUUUUACAGUAACUUCUAUUUUAUGAUUGGGUAAUGAAACAGUUAUACAUUAAACCGCUGUUGUAUUAAAGUGCGUUCACUUUCUUUAAAGUUAUUAUAAAGCUGUGUUUAUUUUGUACAAUAGAUUUUAGUUUUUCUGAUGCCAUUUUGUUUACUUAGUCGAUCUGAAUUUUUCCUGUCCCUGUUGUGUAUCUGCAUGUUGUUAUGUAUGAUAAGAAUGAAUGUAAAGGCUGCUGUGACUGUAACUGAUUUUUGUAAAGGGCUGGUCACUUGUGGAUCUGUUUUAUUAAAUGUGCAUUCUAUUUUCCUCCAAGGACGUUUUAAAAUUAUUGUAGUGCCCUGGACAACUUUUCAGAUUUGCAGCAGAUAACACCAAAAGACACCUUUUCACAAAUGAACCUUAAAGCUAUUUGUUUUAUGUGGAAGGAUGAAAGUUGACAAGAUUAAAAAAAAAAAAGCCUCACUUCUCAGUAGCGGCAAAGUGUUGGGUCCUUUGGGGUUGUUUUAUUGCAGGUUCAGAAGAGAACAACAGCUACUGCAAGCAAACUAGAAACUGUGAAAUUAAGUUUCCUUCAGUGUUUAAAAUUCUCAUGGCCGCUCCGCUCACCACCCUCAGGAAAGUUAAUUCUCCAUACUAAAAUCUACUUCUCUUCCUAAGCCAGACUUUAACAAGUCAGGGAGGAAGAGGUGCAGACAGAAAGGGGGCAGGGAAUAACCCCCAUAGAUCCUGCUUCUAAUUUAAAAAUUGGAAAGGCUGUGGUUUUCCUGAAGAAAAGCAUUUUCAUUUUAAUUUACUUAUGUCUAUUUAGCCCCUCUCAAAUGUACUCUUGGUGGGGGAGGGGGAAGUGUGUGUGUGUGUAAUAUACACAUACACACCCCCACUUACUUUUUGUAACCACAAGCUAGAUCUCAUUUCAGGAGCCGUUUUAUUGUUUUUCUUGAUUAAAAUACAAGUGUAAACUAAUCCAAAACUUUUAAGUGUACUGAAAUCUGACUCAGUCUACCAAACAGGUAUGAUGGUCAUAAUUCAGUCUACCGCUUUUUUUUCUGCCUGGAUUUAGGUUAUGAGGCAAGAUUAUGAUUUUCUCUACUUUCUGUCAAGAACAAAAUUGUGGGGUGGGGGGGAGACAGCCUGAAAAUGAGUUCUACAGCACUAAAAGAUCCAUUGCUGACCAGCCCUAUUCUCAGAAUUGAAAAAAAGCCAUUGUUUUUAAAUUCCCACUUAAUAUGAAAAUGUUUGUUUUUAAAAUGUUUCUUCCUGCUGAAAAAAAUGUAUUUUUAACAAGGAAAAAAAACCCCCUCUUUUGGCUAUAAGAAAGUCAGCUGUAUGAGUAGGCGUGACCAUAUCAUAACAUGCUGAUCUGAUAUGAAUCAAUAAAUUUUUACCUCUCAGGA
Ornithorhynchus anatinus (platypus) is the source of this 6843-nucleotide messenger RNA. RefSeq names its product lysophosphatidylglycerol acyltransferase 1 (gene LPGAT1). Gene Ontology annotation, molecular function: acyltransferase activity. The record is from RefSeq and is a predicted model, not a curated record. Bases 121 to 1233 code for a protein of 370 amino acids. The transcript is spliced from 8 exons. NCBI's taxonomy places the organism in Eukaryota, Metazoa, Chordata, Mammalia, Monotremata, Ornithorhynchidae. Gene Ontology annotation, cellular component: endomembrane system.